Messenger RNA from Closterium sp. NIES-67, 8045 nucleotides. Lineage: Eukaryota; Viridiplantae; Streptophyta; Zygnematophyceae; Desmidiales; Closteriaceae. The record is from the annotation of a GenBank genome assembly.
UGUCAGGAACUCUAAGAGUCAUGGGCAUUAGCCUGACAGCCCGAAGGUUUCUGAGCCAACCUGAUGAGGCAUUUCUCUUACGAAAUGUCAGCAAGUGCUAUCACGUCGUAGCAAAAUGGGGAGGCAUGUCUUGCGCAAGCGAACAACUCCGGUAGAAUUUUAUUUCACUAUCAUAUUGACGCCGACAAUGUCUCUAGCAUGUACCUCCGAAAAUAAGUCGGGUGUCAGAUAAUCACUAAGGCUCAUGCACCUGUUACGCUUGCUCACGUUUUCUGGCGGAAGCUGACCUUCAGUAACGGAAGCUGGCCUUCAGUGACAGAAGCUGGCCUUCAGUGACGGAAGCUGGACGGAUCAUGACCAGUUCAGGAUGAACCGAUCAUUCAGUGACGGAAGCUGGACGGAUCACGACCAGUUCAGGAUGAACCAGUCAUGCAGUGACGGACGCUGCAACGCCGUUCCUAAUCUCGGCGGCGUCGGCGAAGUCACCUUCGCCAGGCAUCGCGACGUCGUAUGCAUCACUCCGGCUCCUGACAAUACCGCCGCCUCUCCUCCUGGUGCCACUGACCUGGGUGCAACGGCGACCCCCAGAAAAGCUUCCGGACUGGGCUUCCGGUCUCAAACCCUCGCCGCCUUACCCUCCUUCUCGGUCUACUGCUCAAACGACCUCGGUAGUCCGCUUCCGUUCCGCUCAGCUCCGAUUGCUGUAUCAGAGGAGCAGCUUUUCCCCAACGAGGAGGACUGUGAUGUCGUUUCGCUGUGUCCUGCCGUGCCGACAGCCAUGCCGACUCGCGAAAGGGAAGUUCUCAGUAACCGUGGUGCAUCGUUAACCUCGCCGGAGAAAGAGCACGCGUUGACAACCUCGCCAGAUUCCGGCGUGGCAUCUGACGAGUCAGUCGUUAUAUCAGACGGUUUCAGUUCCACAUCCGGCGGCGUGACUGAGCGUCCAUUAGUGGCGACAGCAUCAGACCCACUCAAGAAGGCGUCAGGUAGACAGACGCCCUUCCAUCCUGUCCUCUCAGAUAGCAUCCUACUCUCCCUAUCUCCAUCGGCCGAACUCCCCUCUGUCCCCUCCAUAGCCACUCCUUCGGAAGCUGUGGCUAUAACCACUCACGUCUUGAAAGAAACUACUCCUGUUAAAGCCCCUGACGUUUCCCAAGACGUUUCUUCUGCAAGCCCGGAGGCUUCCCAGGAUAGAGUCGGCGUGUUACUUUCUAGACCGUUGAUUCCGAUCUCUGUUGAUGUGGACGCAAUCGACGGCUGUCAAGAGACCAAGGGCGAUAUUUAUCACCCCCAUCGGCUGCACCACAGCGGACCCAUCAGCAUCGGUCGCCGCAAGAAAGCCGUCUUUGCUGCUGCUGUUGCUCCUCGAGAAGCAAGAAGGAGCGGGACUGCGGGUGCUGCUGUAGAUGGCGCUAUUGCCUCUGAUGCUCUCGCCGCUCGACAGGCCAGGAGGAGCAGUACUGCGGAUGCUGCUGCUGCUGCUGGCCGUGCUGGUGGCGGUUCUGUUGCCAGUGACGCUGAUGGAUCUGCUGCUGCUGUCCUUGGCAACAGUGGCGCCGGUCCUGACGCUGCUGAUGCUGCUCGGCCCGUUGCUGCAGGUGCAGAUGCGGCUAGAGGUCACAGUGGUAGCGCUGUCAGUGCUGGGAGAGCAGGAGGUGGGGGGAGCCUUAACAGCGACCCGUUCCGGUUCUUGAAGCCUUUGAAAAGACUGGGUAGGCGCCAUUCAGCAGGCAAGGCUGAGAUCUUGACAUUUCAGGAUAAUGCAGCAGCCUUCAUCCAGUCACAACCCCAUGAGGAUCAGCAGCAGUGGCAGCAGCAGCAUCAGGUGCCAGCAAUCCGCUCAUUUGAAUCAUUGGGCCAGGGUGUUUCACCCCAGGUCUCAUCCAUCACCCCGUUUUCGCCCUCUUCGAGCCCCAUCGCCUCUCCUCCCUGGUCAGCCAAGCCACCGCACUCCCUCAAUCCAGCCUCACAGUCAGCCUCGCCCUGGCUUAUACACACUUGUGCCUUGGGCCCACUGAGCUCAAGUGACACACACGGAGGGCCGCAGCAGUGCCUGACGUACCCCAAAUCAGCAUCUGACGCCUCAGAGAACGAGCGGCAGCAGCGGUCGCGGUCUCCCCAGCUGGGAUUCAGGUUCUUUUCCAAGCCACACAGGCGGUCUGACAGCCAGAGUAGUGGUAGCACUGGUGGUGGUGGUGGUGGUGGUGGUGGUGGUGGUGGUGCCGUGCGCAGCAGCAGUAGCAGCACGAGUGACGGUGCAGGCAGUCUGCACGGCAGCAGUGGUGCCACUGGGGAGCAUUGCAGGCCGGUCGUGUCGUCUUGGUCUGGUGACAUAGCUACCCUGGCUGCUCCCUGUGCAAGUCCCACAGGCACGAGUAGCUGGCGGGAGCAGCAGCAGCGGCAGAUGCAGCAACUUCGUCAGCGGCAGCAGAGGCAGCACCAGCAACAGCAGGCGCACUGGGAGCAGGACACCACAGGACAGUCGUCUCCUCCCCUGCCUCUCUCGCCUCUGAGCGAUGGCUCGUCUGACUCUUACCCUAGUUCUCCUCCCCUGGUCUUCGAGCGGUGCACGACUGAACCUGUUCUACACAAGUCCACACUGUCACCGACCUCAGGCAUGGGGGGUAAAGUAGUAGACGCAGAGGAGUUCGAGUACGCUGACGAGGAAGAGAACGAGCAAGUGGAAGGGAUGUGGAAGGGCUUAGGGGUUGGAGUGGUGAAGCAGCAGUCAAGAAUCCCCAGAGCAGCAGACAGGAGGAGAGCGGCUCGAGGGGGUGAUGCGGGAUUCACUUUUAUGCGAGGCUUGAAUGGGAGGCACAGAGACAGACGAGGGGGCUCUGGCACUGUACCUCAGGAUAUGGGGAAAGGAGAAAUGGGGGGAGGAGCAGCAGGAGCAGCAGGGGGAUUGCGCUUCCUUCCGCCUGCCCCUGUUCGGACCCAGAGUGUUCCAUCCAGUGCUAGUGAAUUCCCACGCUCUUCCAAGCUAGACAAGGUUGUUUACUGUCCGCCUGUGCGUGUCCCAGUCGAUCCCAGCCGUCCAAUCGCCCUGUCAAUCCGCCCCCGCCCUCGAUCUGCCGUCAUGCCCCAAGGCACACCGCAUGCCAGCAGAACAUGCCUGCUGGUAACCCUAGACUCGGUAACCUUUCUGGUUACAGAUGACGGCAUCAGGGUGUGGGAUAUCCAGCAUGUUAUGACGGCAGGUGGAGCCUCGGGACUGGGGAACCCUAGGGGAGAUGAAGAGGCAGCUGCGUUAUUCUGGGUGCCAUUUGGGGCAGGUGUAUCUGCAGCCAAGAGCAUUGCAGUGGAUGGCAAGGCGCGGAUGGUGUUCACAGGGCACAGGGAUGGCAGGGUGCUGGUGUGGCAGGUGCGCGAGAGAGGGGAUGGGAGAGGGAGCGUGACAGAGGAAGAUACAGCAAGCAGCAAGGGGAGACAGGUAUGGGCGAGGGGGGAAUGGGGAGCAGGCACGGAAGGAGGAGGAGGAGGAGGAGGAGCAAGGAUGGGCAAGGAGACAUGUGUGGGUGGUGGAGAGAACGAGCCUUGCUGGAAGGUAUGGGUGGAGCUGGUGGCUGAGUGGCAGGCGCAUGUCACCACCGUGACGGCUCUCGUUGUCACGUCUUACGGUGAGCUGUGGUCAGCAGGCGACAGGGGCGUCAUCAAGGCAUGGCCAUGGCCCAGCCUGCACCAGGAGCUCUCCCGAGCCUCAUCUCUCCUCAACCCAGCAGCCGGACCACAUGCCAUGUCUGUAACCUCUGGCCCUCUCCGUGCCCCUUGCGUGAUUCACCCCACUGCCGAGCCUGUGCUCCUGCACGCCCCCUCCUCCUCUUGCUCGCGCCCCCGGGCCACCGCUCGUUCUGCUUCGGCUGCUGCUGCGUCAGCUGCUGCUUCAGAUGUAACUGCUGCUGCUUGUGAAGCAGCUGGUGCUGCUGACAGCAGUGAAAGUGUAUCUCCUGUGUUGGUGGGGAGUGGUGGAGGGGUCCCUAACGCUGCUAACAGCACUCCAGGUGGUGCGACUGCUGAGAACGAGGGUGGCAGUGGGGGAGUGGUGUAUGGAGUGACAUCUGUGCGGCGAUUGGUGUCAGAUCCAGCAACGGGGCAACGAGCGCUAGUGUGCCACGUGAAGGUGAAGGACGAGGAGAAGGCUGCUGCUGAUACCUCCUCGGGACCUGUCGCUAGUGGGGCGAGCAGUACGGUGCUCCCUGCAUCUAGCAGAUCGGCAUCAGGCAACACCUCAGCGCUUGUCAGCGGGGGUGCUACUGGAGUCACCAGUGCCACCAGUGCCGCCAGUGCCACCAGUGCCGCCAGUGCCACCAGUGCUGCCAGUGCCACCAGUUCCGCCAGUGCCUCUGCUGUUUCAGGCAGCGAGGGAGACGCAUCAGUGGCAGAAAAACCACCAUCUGCCAAGGAUGAACCCCCGUACCCCUCUUCCUCCUCUUCAGGCUAUCCCUCCUCCUCCAUCCCCUCCUCCUCCUCGUCCCGCCCGCCCAAACGCAAGCUGCAUGCGGUGGCGCCAGCUGGCGAUGGCACAGUGUGGAUCGGCCACGGGUCGGGCGCGCUCAGGCACUACGACUGGGCGGGCGGCAAGCUGCAGGAGGUCAUGAUGGAGGCCGGCGUGUGUUGUCUCUGUGUAGUGGGGCUGCGGCUGUGGGUGGGAACAGCGGACGGCACGAUCACCGUGCUGCAUGUGCGCACUGGGAGGUGGAUCGGGGCCUGGCAGGCACACUCCCAUACACCAUGCUCCCAGGCAGGGGCCAAGGGGUCACGGUCUGCUGGGUCAGCAGCAGGGUCAGUAGCAGGGUCAGCAGCUGGGUUAACAGCAGGGGCGACAGCGGCAGGAGACGGAACGGAUUUGGAUCAAGUGCCCUCCGCCGAUGAUGCACCCCUCUCUUCUCAAGCCUCCGCAUCAGCGGUGGCGGCAGCGGCGGCGGCCCCAGCAGCCAUCCGCCAGCUGGCGCGGUGCAGCAGCUUCAUCGUGUGCGUGGCGCGCACGGGCCAGGUGAGCGCGUGGCUGGCUGCCAUCCCCGGCCCGGUGGACCCUGUGCUGCGCUCCACCCUCUCCUCCUCCUGUGCCCUCUUCACCGCCCGCCAGCGCUUCCGCCUGGCUGCGUGCACGUGGAACGUGGGGGAGGAGAGAGCGGUGCAGGGGAGUGAGGUGGAGAUGAACGCAGGGGCCAUUGCGAUAGCGGCGGCGAAGGAGUCGGUGAGGAUGGGGCUGCAGGAGCGGGGGUCGGCACUGGGGGACCACUGGGUGGCGGCUGUGGGCGCUGCUCUGAACUCCAAGGGUGUCUUUGUGCGGAUCAUGUCGAGGCAGAUGGCAGGGAUUCUCAUCACCGUUUGGGCACGGGCGUCGUUUGCCCAUCUCAUCUCUGAUGUGGAAGUGGGUGCUGUGCCUCGGGGCUUUGGCCGAAAGCUUGGGAAUAAGGGAGCGGUGGCGGUGCGCAUGAGUGUGUGUGGUCGCUCCGUGGCGCUUAUCAGCUGCCAUCUCGCCGCCCACAUGGACGGGGUGGCCAAGCGCAACGACGACUGGCGCCGCAUCUACCGCCAUCUCUCCUUCUACCGCCCGCAGCCCACCCUCGCCUCCGCUGCCUCCUCUGCUGCGAGAGCCGCUGGGGGCGGGCUGAAAGCUGGCCUGCAGUCGGCAGUGCAAGGGAUAGUCAAGGCUGCUGCAGGGGCGGCGGUCGGAGCUGCAGCAGCAGCCGCAGGGGCAGCAGGAGCAGUGGCAGGGGCGGCAGCAGGGGCAGGAGGGACAGGAGGGGCAGGGGGAUCAGGAGGAGCAGGAGCAGCAGCAGCAGGGGGGUCAGGGGCAGGAAUGGGAAUCAGUCCAAAGAGGGGAGGGUUUGGGAGCGGGCGGCUCACUGGGGAUUCACCGGGCGGGAGAUUUGAUUGGUCGGAUGAUGCCACGUCAUGGCUGGACGACUUGGUCCUUGCACGUGAUGGGGAGGAGGAGCUUGAGGAGAUGAAGACACCAGAGCUGGCAGACGCAGAUCUGCUGGUGUGGAUGGGCGACCUCAACUACCGUGUGGAGGGCGUCUCCUACGAGCAGGCCAAGGGGGAGGUGGCGGCGCGCAACCUGGCAGUGCUGCUGGCGGGGGACCAGCUGCGGCGGGAGAUGGCGUGUGGGCGGGCGUUUCGAGGCAUGGAGGAGGGGCUCAUUGCCUUCCCCCCCACCUACAAGUUCGACCGAGGGACCACUGAUCCCCUAGCGUAUGACUCAGGGGAGAAGCGCCGUGUGCCCGCAUGGUGCGACCGAGUGCUCUUCCGAGAUAGCUUCACUCCCAGCCUGCCGCCCUCACCGCCGCCCACAUUGCCGUCCACACUUCCACCCACCUCCCUACCUUCCCUGCCUUCCUCUCUGCCUCCCUCCAUGCCUCCUGUGCUCCCCUCUCCCCCCACUUCCUCCUCCUCUCCCACCCUUCCCACUCUCGCUUCUCCUCCCACUAACACGAGCCCCACCUCCGCCUCAUCAUCACCAGCAGCAGUACCAGCAGUGGCAACGGCUGCAACGCCGUAUGCAGAGCCACGCGAGCUGAGCAAAACAGAUGAAAGCACAGGAGACAUGAGUGAGGUUCACAUUUUCCAGGGCCUGGUCAAUGAAAGGGAGACUCUGCCAGUAGUAGAACACAGUAAUUUUGCGCCCGGGUAUGGCAGCACUGAGGACUUGAGUAACAAGGAUUUGAGUGGUAACGGAAGGUCUGGUAGUGGCUCUAGCGAGGAUGGUAGCAACAGCCCCCAGGCACCUGGUGGUGUUCCUGCUGCCUUCACUUUUGCGUCCUCUAGUUCCGCUGCUGCUGGUUCUGCUGGUGCUCCUACAGCUGCUGGUGGGGGUGGUGGUGCUGCUGUUGCUGCUGGUGCUGCUGGUGCUGCUGGUGCUGCUGGUGCUGGUGGUGUGACUGCGAGUUCCAGUGCUGGUGCUCUGCAAAGAGCACUCAAGCACCAGGAGAGCACUCUCGCCCAGCCAAUGAAGGCUCGAGUGCAGCGCUACGACGCCUGCAUGGCAGCCACUCAAAGCGACCACAAGCCCGUCAGGUGCCUCCUGGACGUCUCCGUUGCUUCAAUAGACCUGCCCGCCACCAGGUGCCUGCUCGGCCGCCUGCUCACCCUCAGCAGCCAGGUCCGGGCAGCCCUGCAAAAUUCGCCGCACCUGCCCGAUGUGCCAGCUGCAGGCUCGUGUGUGGAUGUGGAUCCUUCGACCGGGCAGGCUUCAGUGAUUGUAAUGAAUCGGAACGACAGUGACUCUAUGGGGUUCAUUGUGCAGUGUGAGGGGGAGACUGUUUCUUGGUCUGGGAGGGAGCAGGGGGGUGAGGGAGCAUUGGAGCAAGGGAGUGAGGGAGAGAGGCAGCAAGGGAGUGUAAGUGGAGGGAAAGGCACAGGGGGAAGCAGAAGGGGAGGUAGCAGGGAGAGCAGUUGGCAGGGAGGACAGAUGGUGCGGGCAGGUGGUGGAUUCCCUCUCUGGCUCAAGGUGCUACCUGGGGCAGGCAUCCUGAUUGCGGGUGGCAGCAUGACCAUCAACUUUUGCAUCUCACCCUCCUCUGCUGAAGCACCUGCGUUUAGCAUGGGGCACCAUGAGGCAAACAGUGACCUGCAGCAGCCGGCAAAGCCAAAGCCUGUGAGCGGGUCUGGUAACGAGGGGACGGAAGUGGGACAGAAACAGGAGCAGCAGCAGGUGGCUCAGGAGCAGGGGGGCGCAGGAGUAGGGGAGAGGGUUCUAGAGAUGUCUCUCACCACGUGGGGGCCAGCACCGGUCAGCACACACACCCACCGCUUCUCCCUCCGCAUCCCUCCAUCCUUGUGUCUCCCGUAUGAGCCGUUUGAGUCGACUCAAAAUACACAUGUGAGCACGUGGGGUGGUGGGGCCAGCAUGUAAGCGACCCAUUGUGUAAAUAGCCACAGCUGCAUGCGUUGCCCAGGCUGCAGCUGCAGGCGAGCCUUCAGGGACAGGGCUUGCCUUCUUCCUAGCUUAGUCGUAGGAAGCCUAGGGCUCUGCACGCUGACUGUUGAGUUGUCUGUCUGUUGGUUUUCCAGCUUGGCAUUAAAUUUCUAUCACAAUC